This is a messenger RNA of Cebus imitator (Panamanian white-faced capuchin), 5270 nucleotides long. RefSeq names its product family with sequence similarity 205 member A (gene SPATA31F1). The transcript is spliced from 4 exons. The coding region runs from base 659 to 4681 and encodes 1340 amino acids. The record is from RefSeq and is a predicted model, not a curated record. NCBI's taxonomy places the organism in Eukaryota, Metazoa, Chordata, Mammalia, Primates, Cebidae.
CCAUUAAUGUGCCUCCAUAGAAGGCAGCAUUUACAAUCUCUCCCUACCCAUCUGCAAGACUGGAUUGAUACAGCCAUCUUGGCCUUUCCCUACUACCCUACCACAUCAGCCAUGGCCCCCUUCCUGCACCUCUGUUACCAGUCAACCAUUGCCUGAAACAUCAAAGCUCUUCAUUUCCAAGCCAUAACCAGACUCCACCCUCCUUAAAUUCAUGUGUGCUUCUCAGGCAUAUUUCCAAAACCAGUGGGAGAGUUGGUGGAGGUUCCUCUGGCCUAACCACUCCUUCUCAUAAGGUGCCCUGGGUGCCAAAGCACUCAGUUUUCUGAGGACGGGUGACCAUACAGUUGUGAAGGAGAGAGCCGAGCCAUCAGGCUGGUAUAGGGAGUGGGGAGUGAAGACAGACUAGGAAAUAGACACUGCUUAUGGCACCUUCAGUCCCAGGCUCAAAAAACCCUCAUCUACAGACCAAAUCACCACAUAAGCUUCCCUACUACAUGUGCCUUAUGAAACAGGAGGGCUUUGUGAUGCAUUCUGGUGGCUUAGUUCCAUCCUCUGUGAGGUGGACAUGACAAGGCCUAGCACUGGGAGUCAUUAGGCACCAGAACCCUGAAUGCCGAGAUACAGGGAUGGCUGAUCUCAUAUGAAUGAGAUUUAAACCAUGUUGAGCCCUAAUUUUGUUCUGUGGGAUGUUGGAUAUCCCUUAUACAUCUAUGGCUCCAUCUUCAUCAUUAUUCUACUUAUCUGGCAAGUGAAAAGGAGCCACCACGAAUUGCGUUUGGAAGCUAAAAGGAGCUGCUGCCGGCGUCACCAAAAAGUCAGGCAAAGGGCUAGAGAUGCAGCAUCAACAGCUAGGAGACUUUCUCAGGAAGAAGCUGAGAAGCCACAGGAGCUGCUCUCUGUCAUGAAAAGUCAGGGAUGGCUUCCUCCGGAGAGAAGCGUGCGGCGAAUCCUGUGUGCAGAUCCCUGUUGCCAAAUUUGCAACGCUGUGGCUCAGGAGAUACAGCAAUUGCUGAUGGGUGAGAACAACCGGAAGUCCCCAACUUUAUCGAGGAGCCCAUCACAGGUCUCCUCUUGCCUAGAGAUUUUGUCUGUGUCUACUAUAUCCUUUGAGCAGAGUCUAGAGUUCCAUUCCAGACAUACCAGAGAGCUUUCACAGGCAUCUGUAACCCCGACACUGUCACAAUUAACAUAUCAGAAAUCUUUAACCCAGUCAGCUGCCCAGUCAACGUAUGCAGAUGGCAGCCAAGAUUACUGGGCUGAUCACCUCCAGCUAGGGCAGGAAUUUCAAAUGCCAGAUGUGCUACAGGGCCCAAACACAAUGGCUUCUUCGAUGGAGGAGCCAAGAGCUCCACUGAACCAGGAGGAGAUGAUGCACAGCAACCCCAGCCAUGUCCAGGGGAACCAAGGCCAGCAUCACUUGAAUUCCCAGGUCUCCUUGUUGUCCCUGAACCCAGAAACCCUGAAUCUGACACAUCCAAUGGCCUUGGAUAUGGUCCUUGCUGCCCACCUGCCAUUCCUCAGUCCUGAAGUCCUGAGGCUUCUUGAGGUACAUGUUAAAAAAUGGAUGCAUUUCCAGAGGUGGGGGCUCCCCAGACGUGUGGAGGAGUCCCUGAGGCAGCUUAUGCCAAACCCACCAUUGUAUUACCAGCCUGGAAAUGGACAGCCACAUUCUUUCAACCUGAAUAAUACUUCUCAGGUCUCUCUUCAUAGAUUUGAGAUCAUUUCCCACCAGACCUGGUGUUCAUGUGUGGCUGGCCAGCCUAUCCAGACCUUCUGGGUUUCUGAAUGGACUGUUAUGAACCCAGAGCAAAGACACCACUGUCAGCAAAGCCCAAACCCUGUGGCUCUAGCCUUGCCCUCUCCAGCCCUUGAGGCCCUAAGUUGCCCCCAUCCACUGUCUGGGAGACAAAAUAAUGACUCAGGGAGUGAUCUGCAUCAGAAAUGCAGCCAGCUAUUCUGUGGGCUCCCUUCUCUGCACAGUGAGUCCCUGAAUACAGAACCAAAGGAGGAGCCCACUUUUGUGGGCUCCCAAGGCCUCUCAAAGAAUGAAAAUGUCCCCAAGUCCUCCUUGAAGAAUCCUUUUCUCUUCAACAAGCUCUCCUUCCCCCAUCUACUGCCUAAAACUCCACCCCAGUCAACUCCACCCUCUUCCCCACUUUUCCCAAAAUGGGUUUCUCCAUCUGAUCAUCAACGAGCUCAGAUCAACGUCCCAUUUCUGACUCUGGCCGAGCGUGAAGCGUUGGAGUGGCACCUGCUACAGAGGCAGCUCCAGCUUCAGUGGGGCUUGCCAGCUGUCCUACAGCGGUCUCAGCACACCCAGUGCCCCAUGCAGCAUGAGCCCUGUGGCAAAGCUCAGUCUCCUGAGACCAUGACAACUUCCCAGCCAGGGAAGUCCAUCUCAGUCCUCACCAGGGAACUACUCUUCCCAGAGCAUGCCCGGAACCUGCUGGAAUUCCACAUCCAGAAACAGUUGAUUCACCAUCGCUGGGGCCUGCCUCAGAAGAUCCGGCAGUCCAUCCAGUUGCUCCUUACAUCCACUGACCAGCAGAGUUUGUCCUGCAGCAGCACAACCCUAGCCAAUGUGAGCAUCCCCCAGCCUGCAGCACUGGAGGCCAACGGGGCUUGUGAUGUGGCCCCAUCACCCAUUGUGGCCCCAGUGUCCAUACCCACGCCACACUUGUUAACCCAGGUCAAGGCAAUACUGCAGAACCACAUUGACUCCAAAUGUGGACAGAUCCACCAGGGCAAGAUCCCUGCCUGUGUACAUAGGUCCUGGGACUGCAGAAUUUCUGGGGGCCUGGCAGUGGCUCCUUUUCCCUGCAUUCCAGGAAGCCGGCUCCUGGAACUGCAGACAGCAAGUGACCCUGACCUACAUCACAAAGUUAUGCCCUGGAUGCCAACGGCCCUUGAUCAGCAGCAACAGGCCUUACCAUGUACUGCCACUGAACACCCUAAGCUGCUCCGAGUCUUGUCCGUGGAGGCCAUUGAGAAACUGGAGACAACUUUACGGCACAAGUAUCUGGCCUUCCUGUCAGGGCUGCCUGCUCUGUAUUAUGUGGCGCUCUCCAGGGCCCUGACCGUGCCAGUCACUAGCCAAUCUGUCAUCACAGAUAUGGUGCCCGGGCCUAUGGAGGUCCCAGCAGAGCUUCCGACUCAGAUGACUUCAUUUGAAGAUCAUUGUAUAAGUCUUGGGCCGUGCCCUCAAGACAACAACAAGACUUGUACAGACGUUGCAGAAGAGUUCCAGCCUGCAGUGCCAGUAAAAGAAACAACGGAGACGCUGCCUCUAGAAAGCCAGGCUCAUCCUGCUAGCCCCCACUCACUCCAGACACAUAUCUUGACCAAACUAAACUUCCACCUGAGAAAGAAGGUCCUAGAGAUACAAUUGGGAAUUCCCAUAAGAGCAAGGGAGUCCAGGGAACAAAGUGCUACAGUUCCUGAGAACAUAUUCACACAGGAGUCUCUUCAAAGUCUAAACCACCAAGGGGAGACAUUGCUCCAGGAACUUCCCAUCCCACCAGACACUCCUGCCCCCAAUCCAGAAUGGGUCCACCUUAAAGAACAGCUGGCCAAUGAGUGGAAGGCAGUGCAGCAGAACCAAAAGCAAUCUAAUUCCAAAACAGUACCCCAAAGUUCUGCCCACUGGGUCUCCAAGAUCUCACAACCCAGUGGGGACAUGACAGAGGCCCAAGUGCUUUGUGUUCAGGUGGAGGCCAAUGUGAACAACCCCAGUCUGGAGGAACCCUGGGGCCCUGAGCCUCAAAGCCCUAACAAGAGCAACGACCCAGCCCAUAUCUCCAUGUUAGCAGGAAAGAGAGAGGACCCAGAAGAAACCAAAGCAGCCAGGGACCAUGGAGAAGGGGAUACAGGGUUUGGGCUCCCCUCAACCAGAGAACAAAGACCCCCUGCUGAUGACCAGAGGCCAGGAGGGAUGCUUCCAAACAAGACACCCCGAGGCUCCUGGCAAUGGAGCCGUAGCUUUCAUCUUGCAGAUCCCUGUCAACACAGCCUCCAGCAUCACUCUCAGCUUAAGCUCCCACAGCUACCUACGGGAGUCCCUGGUGGGAAAGAAUCUCAGAAUGACCUGCAAGACCGUCAAACUGAGAUAAAUGCCAUCUUUGAACUAGCGAGGAUUCCUGAGAAUGCCCAGACUGUGGUGCCCCAGGCUUCACAGGGUCAGCCUUUCCUAAGCCUACCAACUCAGAGUAAGCCUUUGCAGGGCCAAACUUUGCAAGGCCAGGUUUUGCAUGGGCAGGUGAUGCCACCCCGUACUCACAAGAGGCCCAGCCUUCCAGAGUCUAGCUUGAGAAAUAAAAUUAAAUCUUUUCUGCAGUGUAUUAAUCCCAAGAUGAAAGGCAAAGGGCAUGAGGACUCCAUGUUCUCAGCUGCUUCAAAGGUGGCCAAAACCAGAAAAGAAAAUGUUGCAAAGAGCCCAGCUCCAGCCAAGAACCCUGUGGGGAGAAGUAAGACAGAGAAGCCACCAAGGCACUCCAAGGCCCAAUCUCGUCCUGCUGAGAAGCUGGUGGGCCCAGCCUUCUUGGAUGGUCCCCAGGCCCCAGACAAUAAGCUCCAGCUACGCUCCAGACAACCUAGCUGUGCCUCAGCCUCAGGCCACCCCCGCCAUUGCCCUUGGCACUGUCCUCGAGUGGCUUGUGUCACCAAACCAGGGCACCUACCCUAGCUCCUGACCCUCAGUUCAGAUAGAAACAUUGGUCUGCUCAAGGAGAAGAUGCAGAGCCAUGAAAAAGAGUUUGCAGGCUCCCCACUGCUGCAUCCCUCCAGAGGACCAGUCAUUUCCAUAAAUAAAUGUGCAGGUGGGGCAGGGCACCACCGGAAAUACACUCUAUAUGUCUCAGUAAUACGUUGUCUGUCUGCUCCUUGUCUCCACUGUAUUGUCAUAAGGGAAGGUGUGAGUCAGGCUAAGAAGUCCUUCCUGUCUAGGGAAGGAGCUUUAACUUACAUUUCAGGUGGGUCACCAUUCCACAUCAAAGAAGAAAAGCCCUUGUCUGGAGUGCAUGAAGUUAAAGGUCAUGCUUGAUUUAUGAACAUUUAGCAUCCACCCCACCAGAAUAUUUUCCACUGUCUCAUAACUCCAGGGCCUAGGAGAGUGGCCAAUGCAUAGUAAGACCUUAUAUUAGUUGAAUCCAAAGUCAGGGCUGUGCAGGCAGACAAAGUAUUGAUCACUGUAAUGGGGCUAUGAGGUGUGUGGUAGUGCCAUGGGAGGAAGUAAUCAGCUGGUAAGGAGGAACCCACAAAAAAAAUUACUUUGA